Messenger RNA from Rhizoctonia solani, 1242 nucleotides. RefSeq names its product Retrotransposon gag protein. NCBI's taxonomy places the organism in Eukaryota, Fungi, Basidiomycota, Agaricomycetes, Cantharellales, Ceratobasidiaceae. The transcript has 3 exons. Gene Ontology annotation, molecular function: nucleic acid binding; zinc ion binding. The record is from RefSeq and is a predicted model, not a curated record. The coding region runs from base 1 to 1242 and encodes 413 amino acids.
AUGGCAACCCGCUCCUGGACUUCCUCUCGAGCCCAGUCCCCUUUCAAUCCGAGAGACCUGGGACCCCAACUUCCGUCAGCCACCCCUAUCGAACUUGGGGAAGUCUCUCUCGAGCGGGUUACCCGCCUCCUCCUUGGCCUCCUCAGCCAAGUUGAGAAUCUCGAGCGGAAGCUCAAAGAAGUCAAGGAAACGGGAAUCGAAACCCAAACCAACGUCAAAAAUAUUUCCCAAACCGUUGAUGUUGUCAAGGAUGGGCUUCGAAGCCUCCAACUCCAUGGGCCAAGGACCCCAGAAGAAACCAAGCCCCCGGUCGUGGAAGCAACGCCACGCCCCCUACACAAGACCGAGCCUAUUGGAUUGCCCCCCAAAGGGCCAUACCCCCCAUCUGCCCCUCUCCCUCCGGCUCCAGUCGCCGCCUACCCAGCCCCGGUCAAAGUAGACCACCCAGAUGCCUAUACAGGCAAGAUUGGGAGUGAAGCCAAGCAAUGGCUCACAAGAAUGCUGGCAUGGACCCGGCUCAAUGCGCGUAUGUUUCCCACGGACCAAGAAGUCCUGUCCUUCCUCCUAAUGAAUAUGAAGGAUUCCGCGGGAGCAUGGGCGCACCCUCACCUCGACCAGCUCGGGUCACACCGGGCUAUCAUUCAAACGGUCAAGGGAUUCAAAUUGGAGUUCCUGGCAGCAUUCGGCGACCCUGACGCCACAAGGGCCGCCAAACGGAAGAUUACAACACUUACCCAGUCCGGCACAUGCGCGGACUACAUCACAAAGUUCAGAACCCUGGCAAUGGAACUGGACUGGAACGACGCGGCCCUCCGAGGCCAGUUUGCCCGCAGCCUCCACUGGGAGGUCAGCCGACAAAUUGCCACCCGCAAACACCGACCCCGCACACUUCUCGAGCUGCAAAAUGCAGCACUCGUCAUCAACAACGCGCUCCGCGAAGAGCGAGCUAGCCACCCACCGAGGGAUAAUAAGCCUAGCAAACAAUCCAACCCCGCAAGGGGGACAAGUACCGGCCAACCUACGACCGGUUUGAAGAAACUCUCCGACGACCCCAACUUUGUGUUGGAAGAGGAACGCAAUCGCCGCCGCGCCGCUGGCGCCUGCAUCAAAUGCGGCAAAAUGGGCCACAAGUUCGCGGAAUGCCAAACGGGCUGGAAGGCUACCCCUGUUGAGGACAAGGGGAAAGCUAAGGAAACCGCCAAAAUUGGCAAAGAAUCUGGACCCAAAUCGGGAAAAGAUUAA